Molecule: messenger RNA, 3430 nt
Organism: Adelges cooleyi (spruce gall adelgid)
Lineage: Eukaryota; Metazoa; Arthropoda; Insecta; Hemiptera; Adelgidae
Product: probable helicase senataxin
Exons: 22
Coding region: 201-3407 (1068 amino acids)
Biological process (GO): termination of RNA polymerase II transcription
Cellular component (GO): nuclear body
Molecular function (GO): helicase activity; protein binding; transcription termination site sequence-specific DNA binding
Source: RefSeq, a predicted model, not a curated record
AGUAUUUACUAUUACUUAAUUUACGUUCUAUCCAAGUUUUUGAUAAAUUUUAGAAUAGUAACAAAAUAUACUAUGAACGCUCUUCUCUGAUUUAUGUUUAAAAACACGUUUUUUUAAUCUCAAGAAUUGGUUCCUGAUUUUUCAUACAAUAUUUUUAUUUAAUUUAAGUUAUUUUAAAUGUGUACUUUCAACAAAUUAAAAUGGAAAUUGGAAAGCCAACAUCAUGGGUAUUAAAAUGUCUUAAAAAUUGCAAAAAUGUAACUUUAAUUACAUAUAAUUUAAAAUCUGGCCCGAAUAUAAUAGGCAGAUCUUUAACCAGUGAUAUUGUGAUAGCAAAUGAGAAUAUAUCUAGGAACCAUUGUCAGAUAUGGAUAGAGAAUAAUGAAAUGCCAGUUAUAAAAGAUUUGGGUUCUCCAAAUGGAACUUUUAUACAAAAUACAAGAUUAGAAAGACUUGAAGAAUAUAAAUUAAAAGACUCAGACCAUAUAAUUCUUUCAAAUAUUCAAAGAGGCGUGACUCUUGAAAUUUGUUCAAUUGAAGAAGAAGAAGUUAAACCUGUGCACCUAUUGUCAGAAAUGAAUAAUACUGUAUCAAAGAAGCCAAAGUUAGUGGCCGAAUCUUCCUCAAAAAACAAUUUAAUAGUUUCAAGAAAUAAUGAAGAAUUUUGUACCGACUUAAGUUCUGCCCAUAUAAUUACUAAGGAAAACAAACGCAACAACAUUAAAGAUGAACAAUACUAUAAAGAUAGAGAACGUUUGGCAACUGAAUGGGCUCUAAAAUUUAUGGAAAUUUUAAAUACUCCUGAUUCCGACAGCGAUAUUGUAUUAGAAAACAGCUCUGUGGCUGAUAGUAUAGAAGAAAGUUGUAACGUACAAGAAGAGAAAAAAUUGGUACUAACUCCUAAAAUAGUUCAGGACGAAGCAGUUGUAAUGGAGACUUCAGCACCAUUCUCCGAAACAAUUAAAAAUACUACAGGUAUUAUAACCGAAGAUCAAGAGGCUGAAGAUACUUAUGAAAUCAAUUCUACAAUGAAAAAAGAUUUUUUACUAAAGGAAAAUGUUCAAUGCGCUCAUAAAAUGUAUGGUCCUGAUUCAUUAUACACUGUAAACUACAAGUAUUUUCUUGAAGCUAUUAGCAGUAUUUGUGAAUGGAAUACCAAUUGGUUACAUGAGAGUACAGAUUUUAAAGAUAAAGAUAGACUGACAAAACCAUUGCCAAAAGUUAAAGAUCACUUUGAUAGUGUUCAAGAUUAUCUGUCAACUUUUAAACCAUUAUUUCUGUAUGAAAUUUGGAUAAAAAUAACUCAGUCCUACAAUAUAUAUAAAAGCCAAAUUUCAAAUUUAAGCUCUUGCAUCUUUUAUGAAUCAUCUAGUAACACGCCAUUGUUUUCAAUAAAAGUUAAAUGUUUGGAUAAAGAAUUUACAACUUCAAGCAAUCUUUUGGAUUCAAACAAUGCACCAUUAUGGUGUUUAUCAUGUGUUGGAGAAUUUGAUAAAAAAAAUAUACGACAUGGCCCAAACAACUUAAGACUUCCUGAUGUCGGCGAUUUACUUUUACUUACAAUGACAUCUGAUGACAAACUAAUUAUAAAUACAAAUGAUUCAAAAACUUCAGAUAAAAGAAAAAAAACUGUAUUUUUUGCUUACACGGAUGCAGUUAUUUCAAAUACAUUUCAAAAUAAAGAAGCAAAAAAAACUCAGAUUUUAUUUAAAUUACUAAUUACUGAGAAGUCACAUUCUAUCCCUAAUAAUACAUUUAUAAAUUUUUUGUGUUUAUUUCAUGUGUGUCCUGAACUUCGCCUGUUUCAAGCAAUAUGUAGUAUGAAGACAUCACCGUUAUGUGAUGCAAUUGUUAUGCCAGCUUUAUACAAAAAUUCAAUAAACAAUUUCCCCGUAUCUAGUUUAUUAAAUAACCCAAAUAAUUUGGAUUUCAAUCAAAAAGGAGCAGUAUCACUAUGUACUAGGCUAGCGUUAUCAGAUAAUCCAAAUAUUUGUUUAAUCAACGGAUAUCCUGGAACUGGAAAAACUCAUGUAAUCAUAAAUAUAAUACGAUGUAUCAUGACAACAAAACAAUGCAGUAAAUAUACAAAACUACUUCUAUGUACUUAUUCAAACAGUGCUGUUGACGAAUUGGCUCAACGACUUUUAGACAUUAAAGAAAAAAAUCCCGAUUUAAACUUUGUUAAAAUUGGACAAAAACAUUCUUCGAUAUCCUUGAGUGCGUUAGUUAAACAAAAAAUGGACAAAUUGGAUGAAAAAGUUUAUGUCAAAAAGUUACUUGAAAAUUUGAAUAAUACUUUAAGAGAAAUGAACAUAAUAAAAUGUCAAAAUGAAUCAAUAGUGGAUAGCUUAUUAGAAAACGAAAUUAAAAAAACAGAAUCUUACAUACAAUGCUUAUCUUCUGAAAAACACCCAUUGAAGAAGAUGCUUAUAAAAAAAUAUCUUGAAACUGAAAUCCUUAGCUCUGCGAAUGUCAUUAUUGCAACUUUAAAUUCAUGUUUAACAAAACCAAUGGAAAAUUUAUUUAUGCCUUCAUAUUUACUACAAAAUAAAAAUCAUGAUUAUUUUACAUGCAUUGUGGAAGAGACUGAGCUGAGUUUUGAACCAUUAAGUUUAUUACCUGUAUUAUUUGGAAUCAAUAAGAUAAUUUUAGUCGGAAAUUGUAAACUUCAAAAUCCAAUAGAACGAAGUGAAACUACUAAUGAAAAUGGCUUGAAUCAUUCACUAAUAAAACGUUUAAUUUCAUGGCAUAAUAAAAAUAUUGAGUCAGAUAUUUCGAAAAUACCAGUAAUUACGUUGGAUAUGCAGUAUAGAAUGCAUAAGGAAAUUAGUAAUUUUCCAUCUCGGUACUUUUAUAACAAUGCAAUCAAGAACUCUGCGACUGUACUAAAAUCCAAUCGACCACCUUUACAACCUUACCUGUUAUUAGAUCACACAUUUUCACAUAACAUUGCAGAUGAUAUAAACGAGAAUGAAGCAAAACUUAUUGCAAAUAUAGUAAAAGUAUUAAUUACAAGAAUUCAGAAUUUAAGUAUAACAAUUGCAGUAUUGAGUGAGAACCAACAUAAAACUACAAAAAUUAUAUUUAAAAAAAUUUUGCCAAGCAGUUUAAAUGAAAGAAUGACGUUUCAGAUUUUAUCUACUAAUUGUCUGUAUGACACCGAGUGUGAUGUACUAAUUAUGUCUACUGCAUGCAAUUAUAAACUGUUCAUUGAUGAAGCUAUUUCGUGCACUGCUUUAACACGAGCACGUCAUUCUUUAUUUAUAUGUGGAAAUUUUAAACAUUUUCAGACAAAUCCGUUUUGGAAACAUUUAGUAGCAGAUGCUCAAGAGCGAAACUUAGUAAGACGUAUUUAUGAAAAAACUAUGUAUAACUUGGAUGACUUACAUAAUGUAAUAAAACUUUAACUUUUUUGAUAAUGUCUACUUAG